Molecule: messenger RNA, 2049 nt
Organism: Caenorhabditis remanei
Lineage: Eukaryota; Metazoa; Nematoda; Chromadorea; Rhabditida; Rhabditidae
Exons: 7
Coding region: 1-2049 (682 amino acids)
Source: RefSeq, a predicted model, not a curated record
AUGGAUGCACCCCAAAAUAAUUAUUUACGAUGGAUUGAUUCUCGCCGUGAUUUGGUUUUAUUAAACACUGACCUCUUGAUUUCGUAUUAUGUUCUACUUGAUUUAUGGGCAAAAAGUUUAUUACCGGAUUACAUCCCGUACAUUGAACCAGCUAUUGCUAUUCAACAUGACAAAGGUGCUCGAAAUGUUUUUGAAGGCCGCAAACUAGUUUUCCAGACUUACAAAAAGAAGAAUAAAGCAGCCACUAACUUGGCUAAGCUUACUCCCACAAAAGCGAACCCGCUGAAACCUCCUGAUAAAGAUGUAAUCACACUUGACGAUUCUGCCGUUACCGUUGUCGUACCCCCCCUGAAAGUGUGUGAAUCCAAGAUCCCUGUCUCAAUAUCUUCCUCCGACGUCAUUAUCAUUGAUUCCCCAAUGCCUCAAGACCAGGAAGAUGGCUCUGAGUCCAUAAUUGUCGAUUCUGAUGGUGGCAUGGAAGGUGGAAAACUCGAGAAACGGAUUCCGAAGAAACAACGCCGUAAAAGUGUAAACCAAAAAAGUUACAGAAAAAAACUUACGGGCUACGUAGUCAGACAAAUUGGUCUACGAAGAUAUCAUUACAAAAAAGUCGAGGAAAACUGUGAUGGAUACGAAAGGAUGGAGUAUUUGUUGCCUCAAAUACACAAAGAAUUUAUGGGGUAUUGUACUCAACACUCGAGGGAAAACGAAGCUGAAAAAGAAGGUAGCGCUGAAGAGAAUGAAGAGAUCAGUUCCGAUGAGUUUGAGAUGAAAGAUGUGGGAGAGGAAACCAGAAAAGAACAUAUAAAAAAAUGCACCAUGAUUCGAAAAUGCGACUCGCAAUGCCCAUUAGUAACUCCAAGCGAAUUCCAAACAAUGAAAAGCAUUUUUAAAAGAAACGAAAGCAUUGCAAAUAUGUCGGAAUUUGCUCGGAAUAUGAUUACUAUCACUGAUGAGAAUGUGUCUGAAGGCGUAAUUCUCUCCGCCUUCUUAAAGAGAUCGUAUAAUUGUUUCAGUGGAAUUCGAUCGUUAUGUAAAAAAGUUGAAAACAUUGCAAAUACUUCUCAGGCGCUUGUCAAGUUAGAAAUAUCAUUGGAAUCAGGAACAAUUGAAGAACAAGAUGAGGCUCUUGUAAUGCCAGGACUCCAUCUGUCCACCAAAAUUGAUUUUCUCCGAAAAAAACCUAUGGAAAACAAGAGACUGACACAGGUGGAUUUUAUGAGAAGUCAUGGGAAAGAAAUACAAGAAUUUCAUACACAAAUUGGGAAAGAUGAGACGUAUAGUUGUGCAGUUUGCCACAAAUUAUCAUUAGCUGAAAAUCUCAUUAAAUGGGAUUCAAGUAAAAUCCUGGCUUUCUUACCUGAAGGAGCCUCUGAAACACUUCAAGUGGAUGUUUGUCGGCUGUGUAGACUAUCAAUCAGGAACAAUAAAAUGCCUGCCGAUGCAGUUGCGAAUCAGAUGGAUAUAGAUCAAACUCCUGACUGUCUAAAAGAUUUAAAUUGGAUUGAAAAAGCAAUGAUACAAGUCGUACGACCGAUCCAGCCAGUUGUCCAUUUGAAAGAUAAUGGUGGUCGAAAAACACCAAUAAAGGCUGCAGGAGGCGUCAUGGUACUUGUCAAAGUGCCGAUUCAAGCUACUUUUGAUCAUAUAGUUCAAACACUUCCAUCGGCAAAACAUCUAAAGAUCAUAGUUGAUGCUGGUUUUCAAAAAAGAAUAUGUUCCGUACCAAAAAUGAUUAAAGCCCUGAAGUAUCUUAAAAUAAAUAACAGCAAGUAUGCCUCCAUUACAAUUAAUGAAGCCUUUCAUUUGGACAAGACGGAUGCUAUAAUCUUCAAGAGACCGACUAGUGAUCAAUAUGAGAAGUUGGUGGCAAAUAGUGUUGCUGAGGAGUCAACUUUGAUAACAAAAGAUGAUUUAAAUCUCGAACACAUUAAAGACAAUGACAUCCUUGACGAGCCACUGAAUGCAGUGGGGAGAUAUACUUUAAAUAAGUUAAAAUAUAACCCCCAGUCUAUCAGUGAUCUUGAAGACGUCGAGACUUUGGUUUAA